Messenger RNA from Chaetomium globosum CBS 148.51, 657 nucleotides. RefSeq lists its product as uncharacterized. The record is from RefSeq and is a predicted model, not a curated record. Lineage: Eukaryota; Fungi; Ascomycota; Sordariomycetes; Sordariales; Chaetomiaceae. The transcript has 2 exons. The coding region runs from base 1 to 657 and encodes 218 amino acids.
AUGAAGUACAGCACUGUCGCCCUUGCCCUGGCCGCCGCCUCGUCGGCCUCGGCCCAGGACAUCUCCAUCUUCCCCGAGUGUUCCCUGCCCUGCAUCAUCGACGGCAUCGGCACGACCUCGUGCGAGGCGACCGACUUCGCCUGCGUGUGCAAGAACAUGGAAGCCAUCAAGCAGGCCGCCACCCCCUGCGUGGUGGACAAGUGCGGCCUUGAUACCGCCUUGAACAAGGUCCUCCCCGCCACGGAGAAAUUCUGCGCCGACGUCGGUAACGGCGACAGCGACGACGGCGGCGACGACAGCAGCAGCGAGGCGCCCCCUCCCCCUGCCACCACCACCCUGGCCACCGUCACCACCUCCGCCCCCUCCGAGCCGGAGCCGACCGAGACCGAGACCCCCGGUGGCGGUGACGGCGGCGACGACGACGGCGAGGGCGAUGGUGACGACGACGACGAUGAUGAGCCGACCGAGACGGCCUCGUCGGGCGGCUCCAUGGUCACGCCCGGCCCGACGGGCAGCGCCAUCCCCUCGCCGACUGGUGGUGAUGAUGAUGAUACCCCGCCGCCGGCGACGUCGUCGAUCCAGACGGCGGGCGCGGCCGUGGUGGGUGCUGUCGGCAGCUUUGGCAUGAUGCUUUUGGGUGCUGUUGCGGCGCUGUGA